Ricinus communis (castor bean) is the source of this 2190-nucleotide messenger RNA. RefSeq names its product nucleobase-ascorbate transporter 2. The transcript has 13 exons. The coding region runs from base 399 to 1973 and encodes 524 amino acids. Gene Ontology annotation, molecular function: transmembrane transporter activity. Gene Ontology annotation, biological process: transmembrane transport. Gene Ontology annotation, cellular component: membrane. The record is from RefSeq and is a predicted model, not a curated record. Lineage: Eukaryota; Viridiplantae; Streptophyta; Magnoliopsida; Malpighiales; Euphorbiaceae.
AAGAAGUUAACGGAAACUUAAUGUUUUUGCAAAUCAAAAGCAAAUCGCAGAGACAUAAGCAAACACAUAACUUCAACACAAUUAAGUAACAAGUGUUCUUUCUAUACAUAUAGAGGCAAAGCUUAUACUUUAUAGUGGGCGGCAAGUGCCAUAUUUUUUCUCUCUUUCUUUUCUCACUUUAACCUUUUUGCUUUUUCUUUCUUUCUUUUUGAUCGGAUCUGGGUCAAUCAAAUUGCAUUGCUUAUACUAAGCAUUGAAAGAAACACCUUCGCAGACCAUCUCUCUCUGUUCUUCUUCUUGCUGUCUAAACUAUUCUUUGAUUUCAUUUAGUAAAUACCCAUUUGAGUUUUGUUGACUUAACAAGAACUUUUUCAAGAAGAAGGUACAGGAUUAUCACUAUGGCAGCUCCAAAACCAGAAGAGAUAACUCACCCACCAAUGGACCAGCUUCAAGGUCUAGAGUACUGUAUCGACUCCAAUCCAUCUUGGGGAGAAGCUAUAGCUUUGGGUUUUCAGCAUUACAUUUUGGCAUUAGGAACUGCUGUUAUGAUCCCUUCGUUUCUUGUCCCUUUGAUGGGUGGUAAUCAUGGUGACAAAGUAAGGGUAGUACAGACUCUAUUGUUUGUCGAAGGGAUCAAUACAUUACUUCAAACACUGUUUGGAACGCGUCUACCAACCGUGAUUGGAGGGUCGUAUGCAUUUAUGGUCCCUAUCAUUUCAAUAGUUCAUGACCCUUCUUUGACGAGCAUUCCUGACGAUCACGUGAGAUUUCUUAAUACCAUGAGGGCAGUCCAAGGUGCUCUGAUAGUAUCAUCAAGCAUACAAAUAAUUUUGGGCUACAGUCAGUUGUGGGCCAUUUGUUCCAGGUUUUUUAGUCCGCUUGGAAUGGUUCCGGUCAUUGCAUUAGUGGGUUUUGGCCUUUUUGACAGAGGCUUCCCUGUGGUUGGACGAUGUGUAGAGAUUGGCAUUCCCAUGCUUAUCCUAUUCAUAUCUUUCUCCCAGUACUUGAAGAACUUUCAGACUAGACAAUUACCAAUACUUGAGAGGUUUGCCCUCCUUAUAUCAAUUACAGUAAUAUGGGCAUAUGCACACCUUUUGACAGCCAGUGGUGCAUACAAACAUCGUCCAGAGCUUACUCAAGUUAAUUGCAGAACUGACAAGGCCUAUCUCAUUUCAUCUGCUCCAUGGAUAAAGAUCCCAUAUCCUCUGCAGUGGGGUGCUCCUACUUUUGAUGCUGGCCAUUGUUUUGGAAUGAUGGCUGCUGUUAUUGUCUCGAUGAUCGAGUCAACUGGAGCAUACAAAGCUGCCUCGCGUCUAGCUAGUGCCACACCACCUCCAGCUCAUGUGCUUAGCCGUGGAAUCGGUUGGCAGGGUAUUGGUAUCCUACUUAAUGGUCUCUUUGGCACAUUGAGUGGCUCAACAGUCUCUAUAGAAAAUGUGGGACUGCUUGGAAGUACUCGUGUUGGUAGCCGCAGGGUUAUCCAAAUUUCAGCUGGUUUUAUGAUAUUUUUCUCAAUGUUAGGAAAAUUUGGAGCUUUAUUUGCAUCAAUCCCUUUCCCCAUAUUUGCUGCAGUGUAUUGUGUUUUGUUUGGUCUUGUUGCUUCUGUAGGAUUGUCGUUCUUGCAAUUCACAAAUAUGAACUCAAUGAGGAACCUUUUUAUCGUUGGUGUUGCCUUCUUUCUUGGUUUGUCUGUGCCGGAAUAUUUCAGAGAAUACACGGCAAAGGCUUUUCAUGGUCCUGCUCAUACAAGGGCUGGAUGGUUCAAUGAUUUCCUGAAUACUAUUUUCUUCUCAUCUCCAACCGUUGCAUUGAUUGUUGCUGUUUUCUUGGACAACACACUUGACUACAAGGAUAGUGCCAGAGACAGAGGAAUGCCAUGGUGGGUUAAAUUCCGGACAUUUAAAGGAGACAGCAGGAAUGAGGAAUUCUACACUCUUCCUUUCAACCUAAAUCGUUUCUUCCCUCCAUCUUGAAUUGGAGCUUCAUUACCAGAGGAAACAUGUUAGAGGAAAAACAUCAUUUCCAGUUAAGGAUUUCAUAUGCAGAUGCAGUGAAGAAGAGUGUAAAGAAUCAAAUAUUCUGCUUGCAGAGAAAUGGCAUAUCUGCUUUCUCUUCCUCCUCUUUUUCGUGGCCCUAUGUAUAUGACUUAGCCUGUUCGGUUUCAUUAGAAUAAUCUAUUUUAUUUCGUCA